GACGUGCUUGUUUUAUGUCGGCGUCGUUCUGUUUCUAUUCUUAACUCGUCUGUAAAACUACAAAAUUUUACUUUGUAAUGUUGAAAAAAAGUUAGAUUUUCAGCGAUGACAGAAGAAUAUGGCAGAGAACGAUCUUGCUGCGUUCAGGGAGCGUUGGAAACGAGAGUUAUCGAGUAAAAAGGGGGAGCAACGACUGGUUUGUGCGCCUUCCUCUUCCCGGGAUAUUGAUGAACAGUUAGGCCAGAGAAACUUAAAAAAUCUUAACAAGGCCGGUAGUCAUUCAAAGCCAAAAGAAGGUGGUUGCACUGAGCAUGUUCGUGUAGGGGGAAAACCUGCUGCUCUUGCUGCUGCCGCAGAGACAGAGAAUCAGCCUCAGUAUGUGUCCAUUGCAAGUAGUUUGCUGGAUGGAAGGACCAGCCCUCUGUUGGACAGAAUUGAGGAGGAGAGGAGCAGGAGAAAGAGGCAAUAUCAUAACAUGACUAAUGUCUGCAGCGCAUCCUUGCAGCAGCAGCCUCAGGGAAAGGUCAAGAAAGAAGAAGAGCUGGUAGACCAACUCAUUCAGGAUCUGAAUGAAGUCAAUGACAUUCCCUUCUUUGAUAUUGAGUUGCCGUAUGAGAUAGCUUUGAAGAUAUUCCAAUAUCUCAACUGUGCAGAACUAGGCCGAUGUGCCCAGGUGAGCAGGGCAUGGAGAGUCCUUGCAGAGGACUCCGUUCUGUGGUUCAAGUUGUGCGUGAGGGAUGGUUACCAUCAGAAUGCCAGCAUGUCUGACUCGCCCUGCUGGAAGAGUAUGCUGCGAGACUGCAGGAACUCUUCUAAAACGGUGCGCUUCAACUGGAAGAAUCGAGUGGGAUCCAUCAGCCAGCUGCAGUUCGAGUUGGGGAAGGUGCUGUGUGACGUCAGCUCCUAUGACAACUUCGUCUUAGCUGGGUACACGUCUGGUGAUGUGAGGCUGUGGGAUACCCUCCACUGGGACUCAACGUAUGGAAAGAGUAAUGUUUGUCUCAAAUUUCAGAUCCACAUCUACAGCCUGGAGAUGCGCAAACCGACAGUUUCUGUGGGCAACUCACCGGGAGAUUUCACUUGCAUCAACUUGAGAGACAGCUCUCCUCAUCUGCUGGUGUGUGGGAACAAAGACAGGAGGGUGAGGGUGUUUGACCUAAGAUCCGGCUCUUCUGUCGCAUCUCUGUACGCCCACCACUUGGGGGUCACCUCUGUGCAAGCGGAUGACUGGAAGAUUGUGAGCGGCGGAGGCGAGGGAUUGGUGUGUGUCUGGGAGAUGAGGAUGGGAGCGAAGCUAUGGGAGAUGCACAACAGGCAUCCUGUAAGGCAUGUGCGCUUCAACACCAGCACUCUGGUAACAGCCAACAUCCCUGAUGACAAGUCGCCACGGGGAGCUUGCAUCACAGAUGAUGACCUAACAGCUCAUCGCAGACACAGAGGAGUCAUCUGCCACUAUGACUUCUCUGAGGACGCCCUGUCACAGGAUCACAUCCUGCCCAUCUGCAGGUCUGACUACAUAGAGUCUUCUGGCUACAACUACAACAUCAGCCUAGCAGUGCCUUACGACAGGCUGUCUGGUUCCCAUCCGUCCCAAUGACACGCAGUUUUCCAGACUGCAAAUGGACUUAAUUGACUGCAAUUGAAAAGACAGUAACAUUUAUCAGUUUGAACCUUUAAACUCUGUCCUUUUAUUUAACAGGUCCUCUUUCAUCAUCCUGAUCAAAUCAAGGCUAUUAAAAUGUAGUAGUGUUUGUGUAUUGUAUAUAUCUGUUGCAUAGGUAUCUCUAUGUUAUUGUUGAAUCUAGCUGCCCGAUGAAACACUGGGUUUGAUGUAGUCCAACAUCACAGGAAUAAAGUCAUUUUUACCUCAUUUAUGCAAAUCGUUUUAAUAUUUUUUCCUAUUAAAAAAAAUGUACACAA
Molecule: messenger RNA, 1920 nt
Organism: Neolamprologus brichardi
Lineage: Eukaryota; Metazoa; Chordata; Actinopteri; Cichliformes; Cichlidae
Source: RefSeq, a predicted model, not a curated record